Thrips palmi is the source of this 1409-nucleotide messenger RNA. RefSeq lists its product as uncharacterized. The transcript has 4 exons. Bases 147 to 1391 code for a protein of 414 amino acids. Lineage: Eukaryota; Metazoa; Arthropoda; Insecta; Thysanoptera; Thripidae. The record is from RefSeq and is a predicted model, not a curated record.
UAGAUUAUCACCUGCACAGUGCUGCUGGCUUUGCCAUAAAUGUGAAGCGGAGGGCGGCGAGAGCAGCAUUAGACUGAAGCUCUCGUACAUGUGCCCAACUACCGGCGUAUGUCCGUAAAAAUUCUAUUUGGGAUCUGUUGGCCAUCAUGAUUAUAAAUCCCAAGAUUCUCACGCUGGAGGAGUACAGCCGGGUGGUGGAGGCCAAACUGUCCCGCAAGGACUUCAAGAUAGUGAGCUUGAAGGAGGCGCGACUGGAGCAGCGCGUCGGCUUCCUGGCGGACCACUCGCGCGUCCUGGUGGAGGUGGAGCUCCCCGACGGCCAGCACCAGACGCACUCCUUCUUCGCCAAGGCCAUGCCGUCCAACGAGAUCUGCCGGGACAUGAUCCUGGAGAACCGCUGCUUCCAGAAAGAAAUUUUCUUCUACGAGCAGCUGUCGAAGCUCUUCGACGGGGUGCCGCUCACGGCCAAGACGUUCCCGACCUGCUACCUGGCAAAGCCGGAGGUCCUCAUCCUGGACGACUUGGGGCCGAUGGGGUUCGCGCCCGUCAAGUCCAUGGUGGCGGCCGUGGACUUGGAGCACAGCUAUCAGGCCAUCGCGGCGUUGGCGCGCUUCCACUGUGCCAGCAUGGCAGUGGAGGAGCGGCUUCAGAAGCGCCUGCCGGACAUGUUCCCCGAGUACAUGUACGAGGUGCUCUUCCCGGCCUCGGGCCGCACCGAGACCUGGUGGCGCAUGGGGCUCCGCGCCGCGCGCGCCCUGCUGCCGCUCCUGCCGCAGUACAAGGAGGACCCCGGCGUGCUGCGGAGACUGCAGGACAAGUUCGACGGCCUCGGCGACGCGCUGCUCAAGUGCUUCCAGGCGGACCCCCGUCGGCGCAACGUCAUGUGCCACGGCGACGCCUGGAUCAGCAACUUCCUCUUCAAGCAGAACCAGGGCACGCCCGACCAUGCCGUGCUGCUGGACUUCCAACUGAUGCGCUACGCCCCGCCCGUCUACGACGUGCAGCUCUUCCUGCACAAGUCCCUGCCGCACUCGGCGGACCGCGCCGCCCAGAUGGAGCACCUGCUGCAGUACUACUACGCGCGCCUGCAGGGCGAGCUGCGCGCCGCGGGGCUGGACGCGGAGGCCCUGCUCUCGGAGGACGAGUUCCGGGAGACGAGCCGCGACGGCGCGCGCAUGGCCAGCAUCGUGGUGGCGCUGUACAGCCAGACCUGCGACAUGCCGGCCGAGUUCAUCGACAAGCUCUUCGCCGACAAGGACCUCUACCAGAAGUACAUGUUCGAGGAGCGGCCCGAGUACGUCACCAAGGUCUUCAACACGAACAAGCACUUCCGGUGCGCCAUGGGCAACGCUUUGGGGCACCUGGCCAAGAUGGUCUUGGCGGACGAAUAAAAACAACAAACCACUCUC